AUGGCUAACAGUGCUCUAUUGCUCGGCCAGCUCUUGGCCACGAGUCUCCUAAUGAUACUCGCUGGAUUGUCCACGCAUCAACAGGGCGCACUGGGCCAACUGGACAGCGAGUACCGAUUGCAUCAGACUAUCUCGAACUUCGCCAAGCGGAAGAAGGAGCAGAAGCAGGACCUGGCCAAGAUCCCCGGCAUCCCCUGGCAGGACUAUCCGCUCUACCACGAGAUCCCGCAGACGAGCUUCAGCUGCGCCCAUGUGCCAGCCGUGCCUGGCAUGUACGCCAACGUCGAGACCGGCUGUCAGGUAUACCAUGUGUGCCACGACGGCCGAGAGGGUGACCAGGGCGCGGCGUUCCUCUGCGCCAACGGCACGAUAUUCAAUCAGAAGGAGUUCGCCUGCGACUGGUGGUACAACGUCGACUGCGGCAGCGCGCCCCGACUUUACGAAUUGAACUUGGAUCCAGAAACGAACCCUUACGUACCACCAGCACAUAAAGAGCAAAUCAGACAGGAUCGUCUCAAAGCUUUCAUAUAA
This is a messenger RNA of Trichogramma pretiosum, 531 nucleotides long. RefSeq lists its product as uncharacterized. Gene Ontology annotation, molecular function: chitin binding. The transcript has 4 exons. Lineage: Eukaryota; Metazoa; Arthropoda; Insecta; Hymenoptera; Trichogrammatidae. The coding region runs from base 1 to 531 and encodes 176 amino acids. The record is from RefSeq and is a predicted model, not a curated record. Gene Ontology annotation, cellular component: extracellular region.